This is a messenger RNA of Necator americanus (New World hookworm), 4413 nucleotides long. RefSeq lists its product as uncharacterized. The record is from RefSeq and is a predicted model, not a curated record. NCBI's taxonomy places the organism in Eukaryota, Metazoa, Nematoda, Chromadorea, Rhabditida, Ancylostomatidae. Bases 1 to 4413 code for a protein of 1470 amino acids. The transcript has 33 exons.
AUGCUCGACAGCCAAACACGUCUCUCGGGUUCGAUGCCCGUCGAUAGAGCGUUUUCCGUUACUAUGGAGAAUUUUUAUAAUACGCAAGCAAAGGAACUUACACAGGCUAAGCCUGUCAUUACGUGGCAGUGUGAAGGUAUUCAAGUAGAAAUACCAUGGGGGCCUUUGGAAGCGCCUAGGAUUUACCCAAAUAAGUGGGUGGUUGAAGACACCUCGAAUGAAAAUGAACAGAAAUCCUCAGCGGAUGUUUCUAUUAGUAGUGAACGGUACAUAUUGGGCUCACGCUACACUGUGUCCGAAGAUUUAAAUGAAAUACCACGUCACCAUUCAUUUUCGGAGAGAACACGAUUCCAAGGCAGCUGUGAUGCGAGAGCACCGCAUUCGAAUUAUUGCUGUGCCAAACUGUGCAAGAACGACCAGAAGUUCGACAACACCAACAGGAAUGAAGAGUGCUUCUCACGCGAAUGCAACCAAAUUAUUGUUACCCGACUUGAUGCUGACCGCCUCGCGCACUCUUCUCAAAAGCCUUGCACAUCUGAUUUCUUCGAUGGUAGAGAAAAUGUCCAAAAAGGUGGGUCGUACAGGUCCCAUGAGCAUGACAGAGACGACACUAUAAUUAAGAGUCGUCACAAACGGACGAGCUUUAGGUGCAUAGACAAUGAAGACGUCAACCAGCGAGCUGUCACGGGUGCAGGUUCAUCAGAGUGGAGUGUCGAGGAUCAUAUGAGGAGUCGUGCGAUAGUGAGUGUAAAAAAAACAUUAGAGUUUGAAGAUGUCACCGACGAUGAUGAUGAUAUCCAGAUGACAAAAUUAGACAAGCCAAACAUUCGAGUUGUAAAACGUGUAGCGGAAUCAAACGGUGUAUCAUUGAACGAAAAUAAUGGUGAUUCGAUACAUCACCCAGAGACGGGAUCCGUCUCAAACGAACCACAUCCUACUGAGUUUCACUUGGAGACGAAGAGAGAAGAAAUUGGAAACGUGAUUGAUCAUACACAUUCUUCAGAUUCAAACAUGAAUGCUUCUACAGUCGCGUACAGAAAUCCCGGUUUUGCGAGGAAAGAUGGGAACCUCUGCAGAAUACAUCAUUAUGACAGAUUGCCCAGUGGAUGCUUGGCAGAGCUGAGAUCUGGACGUUUGCAGAAGUGUUCGUCAAGCAAUGAGCAUGAUACUUCUGAACAUGACCUAUCAAUUUCACUUCCUGCAGAAAAUGUCUGGGCGAAACGACAAGAGGAGAGGGAAUCGCAAGAAAGGGAAAAGCUUUCGCGAAUGCCAAACAUUAUGCAGCAAGCCAUCGAGCAGCAUUUUCCUUCUGUUUCUGAGGCUGCAUUAAUAAAACUGGAUAAAGAUGCCGCUCGGCGAAUGCCCGACUCUGAUUUCGCUCGUGCCGCACUGCGGGCUAAGCGUCACCAAGGUAGCAAUGACGUACGCCAGCUCAAUUGCUCUAAGGAACUAUUUCAACGACGAACGACGCUGUGUGGGCAGAGAUUUGAGAAGGAAUGUGAUCAUCGUGGUCAAGGUCCUACAAAAAUGGCUACGAAAGAUCAGCAACAUCUGCCCCACAGAGAAGGAAAUCAUAAAGAUUUCUGGAGCAGAGGCAGCCGCAGACAAAUUGUUUCGCGUGGUAAAUGUGCACGAACUCGUGGUCGAACUACAGCACUCGCGCAUUCUCAGGUGCUCCGUCGUUCCCUGCCAAACAAAAAAAAUGUAGCGAAAGAGAAUUUUGUGGAGCCGUCGUGUAUCUUGAAAAUCAGCACAGACAGUCACGGGCAUGUCGGGAGACCACAUUACUGUGCUGUAGGAGAAGAAACUGUUAUCACCACAAGAACGAAAACUCGAUCUGAUGCAUCGAAAGGUGCAAAGUUACUCCCGGAAAAUAUAGAGGAUGGUGCAUAUCAUGAACGUAACAACAACGAAGAUUCAAGCUAUGUUUCAUCACACAAUGAAGAGACCGUAGACCAUCGAACAACGAACAGGUAUCAAAGCAAAGCUUUUGGUGAUCGUGGACAUCCGCGCAAAGGCCGAGGAACGCCUUAUUCUUAUAGAUCCGGUUGUGAGGAUUCUUUUUCACAACGAUUUACUCGAGUUCGCGAUAGCAGAGUUGCGAGUACUACGGGGCAUGCUUUGAGUUUGCUCAGCCAAGUAAAGGGGAGACAUGACUUCCAACAACAGCAUAGUCGCCGAAAGGUCAAGUUAGACUUCCACCAGAGGUCCUACUCAGAGGUGAAGUCGAUAAGCCAAGAUGGAUCAAAUCGAUUACGAAGUCCCGUUGUCUCUAGUGAAGGUUAUGAUGAAUGGGAAACGGCUAGCGAGAGCAGUGCUCCUGCUACCCGAGAAAACCUCUCCGAUUUUGUCAUAGGUGCGGGGCGCACUUCGAAUCGAUGCAGGAACUCGUGUGCGAUUUCAGUAACAUCAAAUCUUGCAAACUCUAAUCAGGGAUCAAAUCGUUCCGAACGAAGCCAGUCCGCGUCGUAUUUGGGAAGUAUUGUUGUGCCAAGUAAUGGUCAGCAUUCUCAUGGCUCAGAAAACGCCCUAACCGCCAGCCGUAUGUGCCAGUCCCCUUCUGGAAGUUACAACAAUGACAACCACGAGAAUUGCCCUAGAAGUGUUUCGGAUGCGCUGGCGGGUCUUGAUAUCAAUAAUAUUGCAAGCGUUGUAGUCAUUGAUGAUCAGUUAGUUGAUGCAGUAAGCGUAGAUGCUUGUGAGGAAUUCGAAGAGGUAUUGAACAAACGAGCGAAGAAACAGAAAGCUCUCUUACAACAAGCAAAGUUAGAAGAAGAAAAGAGGAGAAUAAAGGAAAAGGAACGACAUCUUCGCGGUCAAAAUAAAAGGGUCACUCGUCAAAACAGCACUAGGAAGGAUUUCAAAAAGAGUGAUGUCGAGAAAGGCCAAAAAAAGAAAAUGGAAAUUUGGAAUGGACCUGCUGAGCAGAAAGCCGAGAUAAAACAGCAACAUAGAAGCACGGUGGAAUCACAUGCCAUUCCAGAUUCGCUUUGUACACUCAUCACUAGUGGUAACAUGGCUAUGAAUGAAACUCCUGAAAUACACAAAGAAGUCCCCGUAAAGACUGUUUGGAACAGUGCUCAUAUCGCUGAAGGCAAGGAGUCGAUAGAAGGGGGUCCCUCCAUUAUCCCUCCUCCAAUCGCGAGGCCCAACCCGCGGUCCAAAUCUGCUGCUUCUGAUACGCCAUCAGGCUUUCAUGAUCUAGUCAGGCAACAAAUAGUUGAGUUACCAGUGUCUCUUUCGUCUAGUCAACCAUCGCGUGGUGAAAAAUAUGACUUCACUUUUGAUCCGCAUCUACAUGAGGAGCAAAUUUCUAACGAGAAAGUUCUUGCUUCACUUUCAACGGGCGCAAGUUCAGAGGCGGGAAGCAUGACAGAUGAUUUUCGACUAAAGGAAAAACUGUACAAAGUGAAGGGUCUGUGGUCGGGGGAAGAAAAAGACUCAGAAUCAAAUCUUCCUUCUAAUGUUGCGAAGGUAAAACCGCAACCCCAGUCCGGAGUGGAGCACUUUCACAACGACGGGAAACAAGUAGUGACAAUCCCAAAUGGUUGCCACACAAUUCCUCCGAAGAGUCCUGGAAUUGCACCGUUCCCUUCGGGGCUGGGUGGUUUUAUGUUUUCACCCUAUCCAGUAAUGUUCGGUGACAUGUCAAUUAGCCGGGGCUAUACUUCCAUGGGUUCACUUGUUCAACCUCUUAUCCCUUCUUCGAAUGCAUCUACUACUCCCGUCGGUCAACAGCUUUAUCAACAACCUCAUUCCCUUGCUGCGGCCGCUGCUGUGAACCAGCGUUCUCUCCAGAUUCGCUCCAACUACAUGGAUCAAAACGCUAUCUUUCCAAUUCCACCAUCACAAAACGUGACAUGGAAUGUUCCAAAUAUGCUAGACAGCACGGGUAGUGCUGCUCUGUCAGGGGCUUCAUCGCCGCAGCACCCACAUACUCAUAUGUCUUCACCUUUACAGGCUCCAGCGCCUAAUAUGUCACUACUCCAUCGUGGACAUGCACAUACAACUAUGACACAGAACCAUCCGCAAUCGCUCACACAUGGUUAUGGAGUGGGAAUUUCGAGUAUAACUGUAGCUAGUGGACCAAUGGGACCGCCACCUACUGUUACUGCAACAACAACCCUUGGUCCACUUGCACCAAUUCCACCUCCUGAAUUAAUGAAUAUACCACCUCCGAUUGGUAGCCAGCGUGUUGCUCCAGUGACAAUUCAAUACGCGGGCUUUCCUCCAGCUCCACCUCUCACUCACGCUAUACAUCCUUCGCAUGAUUUUUCCCAGCCACCUCCGAGCGUCAGGUUUGCUCAUCCUCCUCCAAAUCAGCAUUCUCAGUGGGAUAAAUGUUUGACACGUACCUUCGCGGGAUCGCGACAACAGUUCGCCAUUUUUCCAACCGGUGGUGUGCAUCAGUAG